AUGGAGGCGUUCUUGGGGGUUCUGAGUCUUCUAACGAAACCUGAAAUGGGGAUCAUUGAGAAGAUGGCUUUAGAUAAACCCAGGUUGAAGUUGUUCCAGCGUGAUGUGGAAAAGUUCAUUCUACGGCUCGUGAAGUUGGACUCGAUGGAGGAAUUGUUGCAGAAAAGAGCCAAUACAUCGAAACUCACCUUGACUCGUCUUUUGGAUAACUACACAACGUAUUCUAUCACGGGGAGGAUAAGUGGAAGGCCCAAGUCGCUGGACGAUACGGUGUUUCUGAAAAGCAGGUUUGGAAAGAGUCAGCAAAGGCCGAUUUCAGAACCUACGACCUUUAAACCGCCUGUGAAGGAAGAGACUGAUUAUUUGAAGAAAGAGCCGGUUGUAAUAAAACAGGAGACAAGCAGUCAAGUGGAAGAGCUUCAGAGGAGAGUGGAACAAUUAGAAAGGCUUUGCCAAUGGUACGAAGAGAAAAUUGGAGGUGGUAACGACCCAGAACGUGCUGCGUCAUUAGAAAAAUUCAAGAAAGCUUUAGACGAUCAGGAUAAGUUGAUCCAGGAACUACAAAAGAAGGCAGACUUGUCGAAGAAGGUACGCUGGGAACUACCGUCUCCAAACUUAUCCUUUGAAAAAUUACCAUUCAUUAAACAAUACUUGAACCAUGAUCCACAUAACAUUGGCUCAGUUAUUUCAGAUAUCGUUGCCUUGUUCCUUGCAUUCAACUUGCUUCUCAACGUGCUCAAAUUCGUCUACUACUUGGUGCUCUGGUUCCUGUCAGGACGUAUAAGUUACGACGACCCUCUACAACCUCACUACAUGUCGUUUUCAUGGCUCCAGCAGAUCCCGUGGCUAGAAUAUUGGUACUACAACAUAGCCGACUGGCUCGAUAGUUAA
Messenger RNA from Candidozyma haemuli, 891 nucleotides. RefSeq lists its product as uncharacterized. Bases 1 to 891 code for a protein of 296 amino acids. The transcript has a single exon. The record is from RefSeq and is a predicted model, not a curated record. NCBI's taxonomy places the organism in Eukaryota, Fungi, Ascomycota, Pichiomycetes, Serinales, Metschnikowiaceae. Gene Ontology annotation, biological process: cell surface receptor signaling pathway.